UCUGUGAAGGAGGACACACGGCUAGAGGGAAUGCUUUGUGCCUAUGCUCCGGAGAGCUAGCAGUCACCAUGCUUUCCCGAGGCUUCCUUCCUUGGCUUUUUGUUCUUUUAGCGCUGAUGUGCGAAUCUGGAGAUCUUGUAAAAACCAGACAGAAAAGAGAGAAUUACAAUGAGGCGCCCCGCAUGUCUUCAGAUAGCGGGAAUUUAAUAUUUUCUACGAGCCAAACCAAAAAUAUUGAAUUCAAGACUGGCCCUUAUGGGAAAAUAAAGAUCAACCAGGACGACCUGACAGAACUCCUGACUCAGAUACGCAAAAAUAAAGAAGAAAUAGCAGAAAUAAAAGCAAGUGCUACAGGCACCAAUCAGACAAUAACAAAUCAGGUUUCCCAGCUUAACUCCAAGUUAACAGAUAUUGAAGUAAAAUUUGAAAGUUUACAGCAGACACUCAGCAGAAAAGCGUGUAACAGCAAUCCAUGCCAGAAUUCCGGAGCGUGUUUAAAUCUUCUGGAUUCUUUUUACUGCCUGUGUCCAGAUCAAUGGCAGGGGCCAACCUGUACUGAUGAUGUUAAUGAAUGCCAGCGUUAUGGGGGAACUGCACUUGGCUGUCAGAAUGGAGGUUUAUGUCAGAAUACUCCUGGAAGUUACAGUUGCACCUGUACACCUGAAUGGUAUGGUCCAUUGUGUACCAUGAGAUUUGAUGACUGUAGAACAAACCCUCUGGACAUCUGUAUACAUGGAAUCUGUAUAGACCUAGACAGAGAGCAGGCCAAUCAGCCAAAAUACAGCUGUGUCUGUGAUGUGGGGUGGAUGUCGCCUCCAGGAAGUUCGGCCUGUACUGCAGAUGUAGAUGAAUGUGCACUUCCCAACCCACCCUGUUCCCGAAACCCUCCAGUUCAGUGCUCUAACACUAUGGGAUCAUUCACUUGUGGCCCAUGCCCAGCAGGCUGGAAAGGAAAUGGCUACAGCUGUCAGGAUAUCAAUGAAUGUGAAACAGAGAACGGUGGCUGCUCCUUGGCUCCAGCAGUAAAAUGCUUGAACACCAUGGGAUCCUAUCAUUGUGGGCCGUGUCCCCCAGGGUAUGACGGAGAUGGGCACACAUGUGCUCAAACAGACUCCUGCUCUGUGAACAAUGGCGGGUGCCAUCCCUUAGCAUCAUGUGACCCUGGUGACGCAAUUUUGCCGAUUUGUGUCUGUCCACCUGGCUAUGCUGGAAACGGUUAUGGGCCGAGUGGUUGCUUGGCUCUCAGUAACAUCUGCGAGACACACAAUCCUUGUUUAAAUGGCCAGUGCAAGCCUACAGUCUCAGGCUAUGAAUGUCGAUGCAAUCCGGGAUGGACAGGAACCAACUGUACAGAAAACAUUGAUGAGUGUUCAAGCAGGCCUUGCCAGAAUGGAGGGAAUUGUACCGAUGGCAUUAAUAGCUACACCUGUAACUGCCCCAGUGGCUGGACUGGAUUCAAUUGUGAAUCUCCCAAACAAGAGUGUGGAGGAGUUUUAACUGGGUUAACAGGGACCUUUGGUUAUCCUAACAAUCCGGGUACCGACCAGAAUGGCCAUAUGCUGAGCUGUACGUGGGUAAUCAAGACUGAACCGAGCAAGAUUCUACGUAUUACUUUCACUUACUUCCAUUUGGAGCAAAGCACUCCUUGCAGCACGGAGUUCCUUCAAGUCCAUGACGGAGACUCGAUUUCAAGUUUUAUGUUGGGCAAAUACUGUGGCACCAGCCUACCCCGGGAGAUCUCCAGUUCUCAUAAUUCUUUGUUUUUCUGGUUCCACUCUGACCAUAUCUCUAAUAAUGGAGGUUUCCGGAUUUCAUGGGAAUCUCACCUGCCAGAAUGUGGGGGUGAACUGGUGGAAACUCAUGGAUCAAUUUUCUCCCCUGGAUACCCUGGCAACUAUCCCCCCAAUCGUGACUGUUACUGGAGCAUCUCCACAAACCCUGGCCUGUACAUUACUUUUGCCUUUGGUACACUGAGCCUGGAGAACCACGAGAGCUGUGAAAAGGAUUAUCUAGAGAUUCGAGAUGGACUUCUUCCUCAGGAUGAAGUCCUUGGAAAAUAUUGCAACACUUUAGCCCCAGCUCCUCUGCAGACUUCUGGUCCCUAUGCCUGGCUCCAUUUUCACUCAGAUAACACGGUGGAAGACAGAGGCUUUCAUAUCACGUACAUUACAUCAUCCUCCGAUCCUGCUUGUGGAGGAAAUUUCACUGACAAUGAAGGAUUCAUUUCAUCUCCCCUAUGGCCACAACCUUAUACUGGAAACAAGCAGUGCAUUUACAUCAUUCAGCAACCAGCCAAUGAAAAAAUUAGUCUACGCUUUACCAAUCUGGAAUUAGAAAGUAGCAGUGGGUGUUCUCUCUCAUAUAUGGAGAUACGAGAUGGUGACACAGAAACGGCACCUUUAAUUGGGAGAUACUGUAACACUACGAUUCCUCCGCCUAUUUCAUCUGGUUCAAAUGCACUUUGGAUAAAAUUUAAGUCUGAUGCAUCAGUAACAAGAUCAAGUUUUAAAGCAUUUUAUCAAGUUGCCUGCGGAGGGGUUCUGACAGGGUCAGGAGUAAUCCAAACGCCCCACUAUCCCAAUGCAUAUUUUCGUGAGCGAACCUGCGAAUGGAUUAUUACUCAGCCAGGCGGAGAAGUGGUCUUACUUACUUUCAACUCAUUUGACAUCUUGGCUGGUACCAACUGUGGUUCUAAUUCUGUUGAGAUAAGGGAUGGUUCAUCUUCAGAUUCCCCACUUAUUGGCAAAUACUGUGGGCCUGACAUGCCCAUGCCUGUUCAAUCUACUGAGAGAGCCCUCUAUGUCAGAUUUACUACUGACUCUUCUGCCACAAACCAUGGUUUCUCUGCUUCAUUUCAGUCUUUGAUUGAGGGUUGUGGAGGUACCCUUACUGCCACUGAAGGUACCAUUACUAGUCCAGGUUAUCCAACGGUCUACCCACAUGGAAUACAAUGCAGGUGGUUUAUCUCGAUCCCCCCUGGGAACCUGAUACGCCUGACAUUCGACUUGUUUAAUCUUGAACAUGGAUAUUUAUGCAACUAUGAUUAUUUGGAGAUAUAUGACAGUGCUAAUGCUACCACGGAAUUUAGAAUUGGAAGAUAUUGUGGAAGAUCCAUCCCUCCAUCAAUAACCAGCAGAGGCAACGUAAUGACUGUGCUUUUGGUUACCGACACGUCUACAGCAGUUGAGGGGUUUUCAGCUACAUACACCUCACUCAAUGCAACCACAGCAUGUGAUGUCACCUACACGGAAGCAUCUGGAAUGUUUUCUUCUCCAAAUUAUCCCAACCGCUACCCAAAUAACCUGCAGUGUAUUUACACAAUCACAGUGGAAACAAAUAAACAAAUUUUACUGAAUUUCACACAUUUCGUGCUCAGUACAUCUACACAAUGUGACAAGGACUAUGUAGAAAUCAGGGAUGGGGGCUAUGAAAUAUCUCCAUUACUUGGAAAAUUUUGCCAAGGAUAUCCUCCAGUAAUUGUCUCCAACAGCAAUAAACUUUGGAUAAAGUUUCGAAGUGACUCCAGUUACUCAGAAACUGGAUUUUCUGCUCAUUGGGACAGUGCAUCUACAGGGUGUGGUGGAACCCUUACAGCUGUCUCCGGUGGGUUCACAACUCCAAACUUUCCCAUGCCAUACUAUCACAAUUCCGAGUGCUACUGGCGGAUGAUGGCAUCUGGUGGGAGCAUUUUUGAGAUACAGUUUGAGCACUUUGAUUUAGAAUCACAUUCAAACUGUCAAAAUGAUUAUCUUGCUGUUUAUGAUGGCAAUACCACACAUUCACAUUUAUUGGAAAAAGUAUGUGGAAAGAGACUGCCAGAUCCAAUAAGGUCCUCAGGAAGCAAUGUGUAUGUAAAAUUUAGGACAGAUAACUCAAUUUCAUACAGUGGCAUCUUUGCAACAUACAGACAAAUUUGCCAGGGUGUUUUGAUUGCUAACCGCAGUCGAGGAGUAUUGGAAAGCUUAAACUAUCCAAACUCCUAUCCUCACAACCAACAAUGCAACUGGACGAUACAAGCAACAUUUGGAAACACCAUUAACUAUACAUUCACAACAUUUAAUUUAGAAGGAUUUUUGAACUGCCAGUCUGACUAUAUACAGCUUUAUGAUGGGCCUAAUAACCAGACAAGACUCAUUGGAACCUACUGUGGUAGUCAGUUACCCCCAUCUGGUACCACAACCGGCACAAGCCUCCAUGUUGUCUUCCAUUCAGAUGAUACGAUUGCACGCACAGGGUUUCAGAUGCAGUGGUAUGUCAAUGGAUGCGGCGGAGAAUUGUCUGGUCCUUUUGGUUCCUUUACCAGCCCCGGUUAUCCCAUGAGGUACCCCGACAAUAGAGAAUGUAUCUGGAACAUACAAACCUCCCCGGGGAGUAGUAUCCAGAUCACCAUUUGGGAGUUCAGCAUAGAAUACCAUUCUACCUGCAGUUAUGAUGUGCUUGAGAUCUAUGGUGGGCCUGGAAUCUCCUCUCCAAGACUGGCUCAGUUAUGUGCCCCUCGAGCUCUAGGGAAUCCUUUGCAAGUCUCCAGUACUGGGGAUACAAUGACAGUGCGGUUCAAGACUGAUGCAUAUACCAGCGGCAAAGGAUUUAAUGCAACCUGGAGAGAAAUUCCUGGAGGUUGUGGGGGAGUGUUUCAGGUUCCUAGUGGGGAAAUACAUUCUCCAAACUACCCAAGACCCUAUGAAGACAACACGGAAUGCGCUUGGUUGAUAAGAGUUGAUUCUGGACACCGAGUUCUUCUAACCUUCAGAGACUUUGAUAUUGAAUCUCACAGUUCAUGCAAUUAUGACAGUGUCACUGUUUUUGAUGGACCAAACAGUGACGCUGACCCUCUCGCGGUUCUGUGUGGGACACAACUGCCUGCUGCAAUUACAUCAACUCAGAACACAAUGUUCGUCAGAUUGAGGUCGGAUGGAAGUAACCAGCAUAAGGGAUUUAGUGCCAAAUUUACCGAAGCUUGUGGAAGUUUAAUUACAGCAGAUUCGAUUGGCGCAACUAUUUCCUCUCCUUUGUUUCCUGCCAAAUACCCAAACAAUCAGAACUGCAUGUGGAUUAUCCAGGCCCAGGAACCUUAUAAUCAUGUCACGCUUUCUUUCACGGACUUUGAGACUGAGGACAGAACCAAUAAUUGUACAUCAGAUUAUGUUGAAAUCUUAGAUGGAAAUAACCCUAAUGCACCUGUUCAAGGACGAUACUGUGGUAUCAAUCUUCCCCAUCCUAUUACAUCUUUCAGCAAUGCCCUUGUUGUAAAAUUUGUAUCUAAUAACAGCACCAGUGCCAAAGGCUUUCAUGCAACAUUUGCUGCUUCAACAUCAGCAUGCGGAGGCACAUUACAUAUGGAAACAGGAGCCUUUAACAGCCCUAGCUAUCCAGAGAACUAUCCAGCCAAUACGGAGUGUAUCUGGAACAUUCUUAGCUCUCCUGGCAACCGUCUACUGCUGUCUUUCAUCACUUUCUCCAUGCAGCACAGUGACAAUUGUUUUCAUGAUUACCUGGAAAUAAGGGAGGGGAAUGAAACAGGAACAUUAAUGGGGCGAUUUUGUGGGGACACGUUGCCCAGUAACCUUACAACCAUCACUGGACAUAUACUUUGGAUCAAAUUUGUCUCAGAUGGGUCUCUCAGUGGUUCUGGGUUCCAGGCCACAUUCUCACACUUAUUUGGAAAUAAUUUAGGAGGAACUCGUGGCCAAAUUGCUUCUCCUCUGUGGCCCAGAAAUUACCCAAUUCAUUCUAACUAUCUAUGGAAAAUAAACGUAGAUGCCUCGCAAAUAAUUCAAGCCAGAAUCCUAGAAAUUGACAUUGAAGAACAUUUUGGAUGCGUCUAUGACAAGCUUAAAAUUUAUGAUGGUCCUGACACUCACUAUCAUGUCAUUGGCACAUACUGUGGAAUAACUCCACCUCCUGACAUAUUCUCCUCGGGAAGUUCAAUGACUGUUCAGUUCACGAGCGAUAACAGUUUGAACAUGAAAGGAUUCCUUCUUGAAUGGUUUGCCAUAGAUGACUUUUCAGAGAAUUUCCCUACAGUAGCUCCAGGUGCUUGCGGGGGAAUUUUAAGGACAGGAGAUACACCUAUGUUUUUCUUCUCUCCUGGAUGGCCAAAUAACUACAUUGGAUACCUCGACUGCACUUGGGUUAUCAAAGCCCCAGGAUCAACAGUGGAGCUGAAUAUUCUGUCUGUGGAUAUUGAAAAGCAUCGUAGUUGUAAUUAUGAUAAGCUUGUCAUAAGAGAUGGUGACAAUAACAACUCUCCGCAGCUUGCUGUUAUUUGUGGCAGAGAGGUUCCUGGACCAAUCAGAUCAUCUGGAGAUUCCAUGUUUAUUAGAUUUACAACUGAUAGUACUGUAUCUGGCACGGGAUUUAAUGCAUCAUAUCACAAAAGCUGUGGUGGAUAUUUACAUGCAAACAGAGGAUUGAUCACUUCUCCAAACUAUCCUGAGCACUACAGUGCAAACCUCAAUUGCACGUGGCAUUUCCUGGUUACCAGUGGCUUUACUAUUGCUGCCCAUUUUGAACAAACAUUUGAGAUUCCAAACACUGAUUCAACAUGCAGCGCUGGGGAUUACCUUGAGUUAAAAAAUGGUCCUGAUGACUCAUCCCCUCCUCUGAGCACCGCAACGCGCAACGGAAAAUUCUGUGGCAGCAACGCCCCAUCUACAAUGCACACAACUGACAAUGAGAUGUUUGUUCGUUUCGUUUCUGACAACAGCAACGAGGGCAAAGGCUUUCAACUAAGAUAUGAGGCACUAAGUUUGGCUUGCGGAGGGAGUAUUUAUAUAAGUGAAUCUGAUCCUUCUGGAUUUGUGACUUCCCCUAAGUACCCAGAGAAUUAUCCAACCAAUUCUGACUGUAUUUGGAUCAUCACUGUACCAAAUGGAGAGGCCGUGGAGCUGGAGUUCAAGGAACAGUUUUAUAUUGAACCUUCUGAAAACUGCAGCUCCAGUUACCUGGAAUUACGUGAUGGUGCAGAUACCAGUAAAAGGAUACUUGGUAAAUUAUGUGGAAAUUCUCUCCCAAUCACUUACAAAUCCCUCGGCACUGCCAUGUACCUGAGGUUUAGGACUGACAACGGCACACCUCGUGUAGGGUUCAAAGCCAUGUAUAAAGUAGCUUCUUGUGGAGGAACACAUUUUGGACAAAGCGGCAUCAUUCAGAGCCCAGGAUACCCAUCACAAAACUACCCAGACAACUCUUUGUGUGAAUGGUACUUCACUGGUCCCACGGGACACUUCCUUACAAUUCAAUUUGAAGGCCUGGAUCUUCAGAAUUCUACAGACUGUUCUAAAGACUUUGUGGAAAUUCGAGAAUAUAAUGCCUCUGGAAGAAUACUGGGAGUGUUCUGCAACAAUACGGUGCCAAGGGACUUGGUCACUUCCGACAGUUUUGCUUAUGUCAGGUUUGUUAGUGAUGAGUCAGUGAGUGGCAGGGGAUUCAGGAUUCGCUAUGAUGCAAGCACUGAAGAAUGUGGUAGAGAUUACACAGCUUCUUAUGGAACAAUAAGUUCUCCCAACUAUCCCAACCUGUACCCUCACAAUCGUGUAUGUGAAUGGAGAAUCACAGUACCAGCUGGAAGACGAGUCACUCUCACCAUUAAUGAUCUACAACUCCAAGACCAACAGAACUGUGACUAUGACUAUGUGGCUGUAUACAAUGGUUAUCAGAACCAGUCCCCUUUGCUUAGAAAGUUCUGUGGCAAUGUAGCCCCAGAUACAGAAGUGAAAUCAUCUGGCAACACAAUGAGGGUUAUCUUUGUUACAGAUGGUUCUGUAUCAAGUGGUGGGUUUCUGGCAACUUUCAGUUCAAUGGAAGAUGCAGCCUGUGGAGCUGUACUGGCUAAUCCCUCCGGAGGACUUUUUUCAUCUCCUGGUUACGAUCAAGUCAGCAAUUACACCAAAAAUCUGAACUGCGAAUGGAUUAUUCAAAAUCCAAACACCGACAAUUCUACCACUUUUAUCUCAUUUGAAAGAUUGCAGUUGGAAAAUCAUCAGAACUGUCAACAUGACUUUAUUGAGUUGCGUAUUGAUAAUGCUGAUGGGGAAUUAAUAAGCCGGCUAUGUGGGCGUAAUACUCCUUCAGUCCCACUGGCUCUUGUUGCAUCUCAGAUCUGGGUUCGCUUCGUGAGUAAUGCAGAAGUGGAAAAUAUUGGCUUUAAUGCCAGUUACUCCUUUACAGAAUGUGGUGGAAUACAAGCUGGAGAAUAUGGAGUUAUUGCAAGCCCUAACUUCCCAGCUCCUUACAAUGGUAUGAGCCACUGUGCCUGGCUUUUACAAGCUCCAGAAGGACAUAUUAUAACUCUUUCCUUUGUACAUUUCGAUAUUGAAAACCACCAAAUUUGCCGUUGGGACUCGGUUACGAUUGUGAAUGGUGGCAGCCCAGGAUCCCCACUGAUAGGACAGUUCUGUGGGACAACAUCUCCUGGAACUGUUCAGUCAGGAUCCAACAAGCUUUUGGUGAUUUUCAACUCUGAUGGUACACUGCACGGAGGAGGAUUUUAUGCCAACUGGACCUCAGACUCUCUAGGCUGUGGGGGACACGUUCAUGCUGAUAGUGGUAACAUCAAAUCUCCUGGUUGGCCUCAGCACUUUCCACUCAAUAGUCGAUGUACCUGGACAAUAGAGACACAUGAGAGCGGCCAUUAUGAAUUGUCAUUCAAUAAUAACUUUCAUAUCCCAGAUGAAAAUGGACAUUGUGAAAGAAGCUAUGUUAAGGUAUGGAGUGGUGCUGAGGUUGAAUUGUUGGCUACAGGUUGUGGAGACACUGCUCCGGCCCCUGUUAUUUCUCCAAGAAGUGUGAUUACAGUAACGUUCCAGUCACAAGACACGCCAGGAAGUGGUUUCUUUGCCUCAUUUAUCAGCAAAUGUGGUGCCAACUUCACAGAUUCAUUUGGGCGAAUUGUGUCUCCCAAUUACCCAAAUAUAUACAGGAGCAAUUUGAGUUGCAACUAUACCAUUCACGCUGAAGCUAAUAUGUUCAUUGUCCUGUCUUUUCAGAAUUUUGAAAUUGAAUCAAGCGCAUCGUGCAGCAAAGACGGACUAAAAAUCGUUGGUGGUGAGAGGGCAUCCCCAUUGGCGAAUCUCUGUGGAGCCUCUGUCCCAGCGCCUAUUAGUGCAAGAGGGUCAAUGUCACUCAAUUUCUACACGGAUUCAAAUACAAACAUGCAUGGGUUUAAGGCAACCUACAGAGUGAUCCCCUGUGGAGGAACCUUCAAUGCAUCUUAUGGUACCUUAAGGAGCCCGACCUUCACCUUUACUGAUUACCACAACAACAUGAACUGCUCGUACCAUGUCACCGUUCAGGAGAACCGGAUCAUUGAACUAAAAUUUAAUGAGUUUGAUGUAGAAGCUUCCUCCUCCUGUUUAUAUGAUUAUGUUGCUGUUUAUGAUGGCUCAAAUUCCAGCAGCCCCUUUCUUGGCCGCUACUGUGGCAAUGUUCCACCUCCAAUUUUGAGGAGUUCAAGUAAUAAUUUCUUCCUGCUGUUCGUAACGGAUAAUCAUUUGACUUCACGUGGCUGGAGAGCUACUUUCAGGCAAACGUUGGGGCCUAUGCAUGGCUGCGGGGGAUACCUGACUAAUCCAGCUGGCAGCUUUGGCUCACCAGACUCUAAUUUGGAUGGAAAAUAUGACAGCAACUUGAACUGUUCUUGGCAAAUUAUUGCCCCAGUCAACACACAGAUAAACCUCACCUUCAAUGCAUUCCUACUGGAGGCUCAGUCACGUGGCACAUGCAGAUAUGAUUAUGUCAAGGUUUAUGAUGGAAGCAGCAUGAAUAGUAACUUACAAGGAACAUAUUGUGGUUCCAGUACACCAGCCCCAUUCUUCUCUACAAGCAAUGCUUUGACUGUUUUGUUUGUCAGUGAUUCCACACUAGAAAGAGCAGGAUUCAAUGCAUCAUAUGUCUUUAAAGACAUUUUAUGUGGAGGAAUAUAUAAUGCAACAUCCACAUCAAUGACCACAUCAUCUCCCAACUUUCCAAACCUUUACCCACCAUUUACGUUAUGUACGUGGACAAUCGAUGCACCAGCUUUGGAGCAUGUGAGACUGAGUGUACAAACCUUUCAUCUGCAGACAGACGGCGACUGCUCACAGAACUACAUAGAACUAAUGGAUUCUCCUGUGGGUGAUCAAGGGCAGGUCCACAGAUAUUGUGGAACAGAAACUUUUCAGAUUCCAGAUUUUUACUCCUAUGGCCGAACAGCUGUUGUGAAUUUUAAGUCACAAAACUAUAUGCCGGGCAAUGGAUUCAGCUUUACCUAUCAAAUUGCAAACUGUAGUAGAGAAUAUAAUCAAACAUUUGGCUACUUGAAAAGCCCAGGCUGGCCAGAGAAUUAUCCCCACCGUGCAGAAUGUACCAUAAUCCUGAGAGCUCCACCCAAUCACACAAUCUCUCUCUUCUUCAAUUCAUUCAGUUUAGAGACGACAAGUUCAUCUUCAUGCUAUGACUUUUUAGAGGUGAGAAAUGGCAGUGACUCGGACUCACCUCUGAUUGGAAAGUAUUGCGGGAAUAAUCUGCCAAACCCCAUUUUCCCUAAAAAUAAUGUCCUACGACUGUUCUUCAAGAGUGAUCUGGUAUUAUCUUCUCGAGGAUACGAAAUCACUUGGACAUCGUCACCUAGUGCUUGCGGAGGUACCCUCUUCGGAGACCAUGGCUCGUUCACAAGCCCCAAUUAUCCUGGGAGCUACAGCAACAACACAGACUGUGAAUGGACAAUAGUCGCCCCAUUGGGAAGGCUCAUUACUCUGAACUUUACAGCAUUCAGCAUUGAUGACCCAGGAAGCUGUGACAGCAAUUAUCUUAAGGUUUAUAAUGGGCCAAAUGCCAGUUCAGCACUAGCUGGAACAUUUUGUGGAAUGGGAUCCAGCAUUGCUCCAGUCAGCUCCAUCUCUCACCAGAUCUUCAUUAAGUUUCACGCAGAGCAUGUGGCACUGCCCUCUGGCUUCAGAUUACAGUGGGCGACAUAAGCGGAUCAGAAAAGACUUUUUGUGAAAUGUUACUUUC
This is a messenger RNA of Xenopus laevis (African clawed frog), 10992 nucleotides long. It is a transcript of the gene cubn.L, whose product is annotated as cubilin. The record is from RefSeq and is a predicted model, not a curated record. Lineage: Eukaryota; Metazoa; Chordata; Amphibia; Anura; Pipidae. The transcript has 67 exons. The coding region runs from base 69 to 10955 and encodes 3628 amino acids.